Molecule: messenger RNA, 2223 nt
Organism: Diatraea saccharalis (sugarcane borer)
Lineage: Eukaryota; Metazoa; Arthropoda; Insecta; Lepidoptera; Crambidae
Source: the annotation of a GenBank genome assembly
AUGACAGCUGGUUCUUUUUGACUUGACAGCUCCCUUUCGUUUUCGUAAGAAAAAAUAAUCUUCACUGUGUUUGGAAAAGAUUUUUGUUAAUUGAUAAGUUUAUUAUUAGUGCAUUCAGAUUGAAAUAGUUAGUUUUAGUUAGUUGUGUCCAUAACAGCAUAUAUUAUAAUGACUGGUGUAAUGUUGCGUACUAUAAAUAGCACAAGCCGUAGUUAGUUCGUAAUUUUGUCUGAUUGUAGUGGUAGAUCAGACAUAUUGAGAAGUAAUUUAGCAAACAUGGGGCGGCGAGAGGAGCCAGCCUGGUCCAAAGGCACGGUGGGCCUGACCAUGGCAAGGGAGCGUGGUGACAUACAAAGAGAGUUCCAGAGUCAUCUGACGGUGACUAGAGAACUGAUCGAGAGACUAGGUCUAGAAAGUACUCUUCAUGGACAUAUGGGCUGCGUUAACUGUUUGGAAUGGAACAACGAUGGAUCUGUUUUGGCCUCUGCAUCUGACGAUUUACAUGUGAUCUUAUGGGAUCCUUACCGUUACAAAAAACUUCAUAAAAUGAGUACAGGACAUACAGGAAACAUAUUCUCAGUGAAGUUCAUGACACCUGACUCAUUGGCCACGUGUGCGGCGGAUGGUAUGGUCCGAGUGCGGAGUGUGUCGACUGGCGCGAAUCUGUUAGAGUGUUCCUGUCACUGCGGCCGAGUGAAGAGGCUGGCCACGGCGCCUGAUGACCCCAAUCUUAUAUGGUCGGCGGGAGAAGAUGGACUAAUACUGCAACACGACAUGCGUUCUCCACAUCGGUGUAACACCGAAGCUACUAAUGUACUGGUGAACCUUCUAAACCACAUGGGACGGUACGCUGAGGCGAAGUGCGUCGCUGUCAACCCGCGCAGGCCGUACCAGCUCGCGGCGGGGGCGAACGACUUUUAUGUGCGAUUGUACGACACUCGCAUGAUUAAGUUAGCGAGACUACAGGUGAGCGCGUCGUCGUCGCGCAUGAUGUGGGAGCGCCAGAACGUGCGAUGCGCACGCGCAGGCGCGGGCGAUCCCGAGAACAACGUGCCCCGGAACGCGGUGCAUUACUUCGCACCAGGUCACCUUUCGAUUGAGCCGAACGAGCAAACGUUCCCGAAGAAAGCCACCACAUACGUUGCCUUCAGCCACGACGGGAACGAACUUUUAGUCAAUUUAGGUUCAGAACAGGUGUACCUGUUCGAUAUAAACUGUGCUCGUCGUCCUGUUCUGGUGGAGAGUUUCAUCAUCCAACACAACCACGGCACGCGGCCCGACGAAAAGCAGCGGCCGCGGAACGGCACCGCCCCCGCCCCCGCCCCCGCUGCCGCUUCCGCCCCCGCUCCCGCCUCCGCCGAUGCAGACGCCGCGCCGCUACCAGAACGCAUACGUCGGCUCAAAGAGACGGCUAACGAGCACGUGAACAAGUGUAACUACGCCGAAGCGAUAUACCUGUACAACGAGGCCAUCGCGGCGUGCCCGCACUCCGCCCUGCUGUACUCCAACCGCGCCGCCGCGCUCAUGAGGCGAGGCUGGUCCGGCGACACGUACGCGGCGGUCCGCGACUGUUACUGCGCCAUCAAGCUGGACCCGGACCACGUCAAAUCCCACUUCAGACUGGCCAAGGGACUGAUGGACCUCAAGCGGGCCAGGGAGGCGCACGAGUGCCUACUAUACUUUAAGGACAAAUUCCCUCGGCAUGCGACGAGUCAUGCUGUAUUUCUUCUGCAGAAGGAUAUCAACGUGGCGCUGGAGGGCAUGGAUCAGCCGCAGCCAGACGAAGGUGAGUCAAUCAAAAGCGGCUAAUUGGCCGGUUUAAGAAAAGUAUUUUAAUUAAAACUGUCAUAGGGGCAUUUAAAAUUACUUCUUUAAAAUUUAAUAAAGAAACUUAUUUAUAUUCCUUAAAUUAAACCGUCCCGCGAAAACAAUCAUGCGCGUAUAAUUGCGAGCCGGGACGUCACAUUUCAAUAAAAACGAGUACCGGUCGCACUCGCAAUAAAAGACCAACGACGUUUAAUUUAUUGAACACGAUUACAUACCAGCCAUAACUGCCGUUCGAGCUUUAACAUCCUACAAAUAUGAUAAAAUGUGUCCAGCUUCUUGUUCCAAUAAACAUCACUGAAUAACUUUAUAAAUAAUAUCCUGAGCUUCACUCUGAUUAAUUCUCUUCAUUUUUAACACUUUUCGACGGAGUUUAGAAGAAGUAGCUUCAGUUUAAUC